AUGAGAUCAAACCCAGGACCUCUGGUUUACAAGUCUGACACUUUACUGGAAUCAAACCCAGGACCACUGGUUUACAAGUCUGACACUUUACUGGAAUCAAACCCAGGACCACUGGUUUACAUGUCUGACACUUUACUGGGAUCAAACCCAGGACCUCUGAUUUACAUGUCUGACACUUUACUGGGAUCAAACCCAGGACCAAUGGUUUACAUGUCUGACACUUUACAAGAAUCAAACCCAGGACCUCUGAUUUACAUGUCUGACACUUUACUGGGAUCAAACCCAGGACCUCUGAUUUACAUGUCUGACACUUUACUGGGAUCAAACCCAGGACCAAUGGUUUACAUGUCUGACACUUUACAAGAAUCAAACCCAGGACCUCUGGUUUACAUGUCUGACACUUUACAAGAAUCAAACCCAGGACCUCUGGUUUACAUGUCUGACACUUUACUGGAAUCAAACCCAGGACCACUGGUUUACAUGUCUGACACUUUACUGGGAUCAAACCCAGGACCUCUGGUUUACAUGUCUGACACUUUACUGGGAUCAAACCCAGGACCUCUGGUUUACAUGUCUGACACUUUACUGGGAUCAAACCCAGGACCUCUGCUUUACAUGUCUGACAUUUGA
This is a messenger RNA of Ylistrum balloti, 630 nucleotides long. RefSeq lists its product as uncharacterized. The transcript has a single exon. Lineage: Eukaryota; Metazoa; Mollusca; Bivalvia; Pectinida; Pectinidae. The record is from RefSeq and is a predicted model, not a curated record. Bases 1 to 630 code for a protein of 209 amino acids.